ACUGGGCCGACUCGAGCCGAUCCCAAGAACAAGAGAGUCCAUCUGACUCGAGCUCACCAAAGUCCGUCUCGAUACCAGUAUCGAAUACGAUCGAUUUUGCAUAUUGAAACCAUAGUCCUGAUCCGGGCCGAACGCUGCAGAGAACAAUGACUUUUGCAACCGACCGCCGUGAUACCAUCGCCAUCAAGAUCGAGCUCGCCAACCUCCUGGGCGAGAGUGGACCGCAGUACUGGGCAGCGUUCAAAGAAUUCCUCGGCGGCAAGAUCAAGCGAGAAAAGUUUGAUGCCCAAGUCUCAGGGAUCCUCAAAGGGAAAGCUGCGACGCUCCACAACAACCUGAUCAUCGGACUCAUCCACAAUGCCCAGAAGGGCGUGCUCCCUCCCGCGGGACCCAAGUCUGUCGAAUUUGCCCCUGUGCAAAAGUCCAAUGCCGCAUCGAGUCAGGAGACGACCCUGAAGCGACGGCAGACGACCGGAGAUCUGGUCCCCGCUGAAGCACGCAAGAAAAUGCGGAUCGAGCAGAUCAUGUCGUUAUCCCAGAGCGAUCGGCUCCGGUUGAUGCAGCUCAAGGUGGCUCCACGAUUAACAGUCCCGAAGCCUGUCAAGCCAUCCUUUGAGGGUCUCUCCUUUCCACAUGCGUCGUAUUACUGCUGCGAGGACGAAGGCGACAUUCCGUCAAAGGAAGACUUGCGCGAACGGAUGCGCUUGAUCGGGCACUUCAACCAAAUCGCCAACAUCAGCGACGAGUCUGUUGAGAUUCUCUAUAGAGCACUGAGCGACCUCAUGAAGGACACCAUGAGCCUACUGAUGCAGAAGCUCACAACCUCCGAGGACGCAGCAGCGAAUCGCGAGGGCACGGCCGCCUCCAAGCCUGCUGCGGUCGAUGUAAAGAUUGCCGAACCAAAGGCGGAUGCCAAGCCGGGGGAAGCAGAGAACGGAGCCAACUCGAUAGAGCUCGUGGAGAACACCGCAAGCCUCGCAGCGGCAACCGUGACCGAAGAUGCCAUCACAGAGAGCACGAACCCAAGGCGUUCGCCGCAGCUGGCGAAUGGGACAGCUGCGAGUCCAAAGCCCAAGUCGGGGUCUCCCGACUCCAGCCGGAGAGGCCGGUCCGAGUUUGGUGGAUUGCGACCCCCCGACCGAUCGGCAAGCGAGCGGGAGGCCCUCUAUGGGCCGAGCUCACUGCACGACAUCAGAUCGUCCGAUGCCGGAUUUGCCCUGGAGAUGGUUCCGCAUCUACUGACUCGAUCAGCGAGCGGAUACACUCUCCAAGAGAAACUUGGUUGCGGCUGGGACUUGCUCGAGGACGAGAAUAGUCUGCCGCACUCGCAAGCUGUCCCAGAGCAGCGAGAGCUCCGAUAGGGCCAGUGGAGACGGCACAAGACAUGACCCUGCGCCCAUCAUAUACGGACUGCUGCCCCAAAGCCCGAAUACCAGUCUCGGUGGACAACACGAGAUACAGCUGCGAGCAUACA
Polychytrium aggregatum is the source of this 1474-nucleotide messenger RNA. Its product is annotated as transcriptional regulator of RNA polII, SAGA, subunit-domain-containing protein. NCBI's taxonomy places the organism in Eukaryota, Fungi, Chytridiomycota, Chytridiomycetes, Polychytriales. Gene Ontology annotation, cellular component: SAGA complex. The coding region runs from base 147 to 1361 and encodes 404 amino acids. Gene Ontology annotation, biological process: regulation of transcription by RNA polymerase II. Gene Ontology annotation, molecular function: transcription coactivator activity. The transcript is spliced from 6 exons. The record is from RefSeq and is a predicted model, not a curated record.